Molecule: messenger RNA, 1591 nt
Organism: Trichechus manatus latirostris (Florida manatee)
Lineage: Eukaryota; Metazoa; Chordata; Mammalia; Sirenia; Trichechidae
Product: fibrocystin-like
Exons: 8
Coding region: 152-1591 (479 amino acids)
Source: RefSeq, a predicted model, not a curated record
GGUGAUCAGGAAGUUAUAUCCGGUUGUAUCUGUGACUGGUGGUUUUGUGGAUACUUUUAGUAGUGUGAAUCAUACUGUCUGCUCUACAUCAGGCUCCGUAUCUACUUUCUAUUCCAUUUUACCCACCAGGCAAAUCACAAAGAUCUGCUUUAUGGAUAAGACUCCUCAAGUUUUGCGUUUUUUUCUUUUGGGGAAUGACAUCACCUCCAAGUUUCUCUUGGCUGUAUUCUACCAUGAACUCCAGGGACCCCAUGUUUUCAUAAGGGAAAGUUUCAUUUCACCUACUCUGGUUCAGUCAGCUUCUUCACUGCUGGAUGAGUCUACUGGUGCCAACCACUUCAACGUCAUGGAUAACCUCUUGUAUGUUGUCCUACAAGGAAAGGAGCCUAUUGAAAUACGCUCAGGUGUUUCCAUUCAUUUGGCUUUCACUGUGAUGUUUUCAGUCGUGGAAAAAGGCUGGGAAACAGUGAUCCUUCAAAGACUAACUGACUUCCUACAGAUUGGCCAAGACCAAAUCAGAAUUAUUCAUGAGAUGCCUGGCAAUGAAGAGACCAUAAGGGCCAUUGCUGACAGUGGGGCGAAAAGAAAACGCAAUUGCCCAACUGUGGCUUGUGCCAGUCAUUAUAGAAGAGUUGGUCAACGUAGACCUCUCAUGAUAGAGAUGAGCUCAUAUAGGGUCAAACCACUAACCACUGUGGAGACAAUUUCAAAAGUGAUGGUCAUUGAAAUUGGUGACUUACCAAUAGCAAGGAACAUGGGGCUGAUUCCAUCCCUAUCAAGUAACAAACUACAGAAUUUGGCUCACCAGGUUAUUACUGCUCAACAGACUGGAGUGCUAGAAAACGUCCUGAAUGUGACUAUUGGGACCUUAAUGGUGACUCAGUCAAAAGGAGUCAUUGGCUAUGGAAAUACAAGCAGUGUCAAACCUGGGAACUUGAUAUAUAUUCGGCCCCAUACUCUUUCAGUCCUAGUCCAGCCUUCAGAUGGAGAAGUGGGAAAAGAGCUUCCCAUACAACCACAGCUUGUUUUUCUGGAUGAGCAGGGAUAUGAUGAACCCUGGAGGUGUACGCAGGCAGAAACUCAAGAUGGUUAUGUGAGCUUCUCCAAUUUGGCUGUCUUGAUCUCUGGGUCAAACUGGCACUUUAUUUUUACUGUCACUUCCCCUCCAGGAGUCAAUUUUACAGCUCGAUCCCGAUCAUUUGCUGUCCUGCCUGGGACUUGGUCUGAGAGGUUGGCCAUCCUCCUGGCUGCUUCCCUGUGCUCAGCGGUCUCAUGGCUGGCUCUGUGCUGUCUGGUGUGCUGUUGGUUUAAGAAAAGCAGAAGCAGAAAAACAAAACUUGAAGAAAUUUCUGAAUCCCAGACUAAUGAUCAAAAGAAUCAUAUUCACAUCUCAUCCAAACGCCAAAGAUCACAAGUAGAGACUGAACAAGAAGGCUCUGUGAUGGGAGAAGAUAUGAGGAUGAAGGUCAUGCUGGGCAAGCUGAACCAGCUCCCCCACCAGUCACUGAAUGGAGUGUCCAGAAGGAAGGUUAGCCACCGUGCUGCCCGGGAAGAGGAUGGCAGCCGAGAGGAGGCCGCUGUCAACAUUUGA